Vicia faba (fava bean) is the source of this 2745-nucleotide messenger RNA. NCBI's taxonomy places the organism in Eukaryota, Viridiplantae, Streptophyta, Magnoliopsida, Fabales, Fabaceae. The record is from the annotation of a GenBank genome assembly.
AUGGGAUGGUAUAGAGCUGCUUCUGGCAUUGUGAAGCAUUCAAUUAGGAGAAACCUUCAUCGAGGUGGAUCCCUUUGUUACGCGACAAGGAACAUAGUCCUUUCAUCAACAAGUAGAAACUUUCAGACAACAGUUUUCAAAUCCAAAGCACAAACUGCACCUGCACCUCGCCCCGUGUCGCUGUCUAGUUUAACUGACAAUUUCUUAGAUGGCACGAGCAGCGUCUAUUUGGAGGAGCUUCAAAGAGCUUGGGAAGCUGAUCCAAACAGUGUAGACGAGUCUUGGGACAAUUUCUUCAGGAAAUUUGUAGGUCAGGCUUCCACCUCCCCGGGAAUUUCUGGCCAAACGAUUCAGGAGAGUAUGCCAUUGCUGUUGCUGGUGAGAGUAUAUCAGGUUAACGGCCACAUGAAAGCAAAGCUAGAUCCUUUGGGUUUGGAAGAACGUAAAACCCCCAAUGAGUUAGAUCUCGCCCUUUAUGGGUUCACCGAGGCUGAUCUUGACCGAGAAUUCUUUCUGGGGGUGUGGAAUAUGUCUGGAUUUUUGUCUGAGAAUCGUCCGGUGCAAACCCUUAGGGAGAAGAUUGAAACCCCUGCAGUCAUCCAAUUUAGUCGGGAGCGUCGCGAGGUUAUUUUUGAUAGGCUAGCUUGGAGUACACUUUUUGAAAACUUCUUGGCACCAAAUGGACUUCAGCAUAGAGGUUUGGGCUUGAAGGGGGGAGAAACUCUUAUUCCUGGAAUGAAAGAAAUGUUUGACCGGGCAUCCGAUAUUGGGGUUGAGAACAUAGUUAUGGGAAUGGCACAUAGAGGAAGAUUGAAUGUUUUGGGUAACGUAGUUCGGAAGCCACUUCGUCAGAUAUUUUGCGAGUUUAGUGGUGGUGGUUUACCCGUGGAUGAAGCCGGCCUCUACACAGGAACAGGUGAUGUUAAAUAUCACUUGGGAACUUCUUAUGAUCGGCCAACCAGAGGCGGGAGGAGACUACAUUUGGCUUUGGUGGCAAAUCCUAGUCACUUAGAAGCAGUUAAUCCACUCGUUAUUGGAAAAAUUCGAGCAAAGCAGUAUUACUCAAAUGACGCCGAAAGAAUGAAAAACAUGGGUGUUUUGAUUCAUGGAGAUGGUAGUUUUGUUGGACAAGGUGUGGAACUAUACACAUCGUGUUCAACAAUCAAGUUGGCAUUUACAACUGAUUCGAAGUCCGGAAGAUCUUCACAGUAUUCCACUGAUGUUGCCAAAGCAUUAAAUGCUCCAAUCUUUCAUGUGAAUGCUGAUGAUGUGGAAGCAGUUAUUCAUGCGUGUGAACUUGCUGCGGAAUGGCGUCAGACUUUCCAUUCAGAGGUGGUUGUUGACUUAGUAUGUUACCGUCGCUUUGGCCACAAUGAGAUUGAUGAACCUUCUUUCACACAGCCUAAAAUGUAUAAGGUCAUUCGGAACCAUCCAUCUGCACUUGAGAUUUAUCAGAAGAAACUUUUGGAGUUAGCGGAUUUAACUAAAGAAGACAUUGAUAAGAUACACAAGAAGGUCACAUCAAUUCUAAAUGAUGAGUUUUUGGCCAGCAAAGAUUAUGUUCCGGAAAGGAGAGAUUGGCUUUCAGCGUAUUGGUCUGGUUUCAAGUCACCUGAACAGCUUUCUCGUAUACGGAACACUGGGGUGAAACCGGAGAUUUUGAAACAUGUUGGGAAAGCAAUCACAGCCUUACCAGAAAAUUUCACUCCUCAUAAAGCAGUGAAGAGGAUUUAUGAACAGCGUGCCCAAAUGCUCGAAACCGGAGAAGAUAUUGACCGGGGAUUUGCAGAGGCACUUGCUUUUGCAACAUUGAUAGUGGAAGGCAACCAUGUUCGUUUAAGCGGCCAGGACGUUGAAAGAGGAACAUUUAGUCACCGUCACGCGGUAGUUCAUGAUCAAGCAACUUGGGAGAAAUAUUGCCCCCUUGACCAUGUUAUAAUGAACCAAAAUGAAGAAAUGUUCACUGUUAGCAAUAGCUCCCUUUCGGACGAUUUCGCUAAUGGUGCUCAAGUCAUAUUCGACAAUUUCUUGAGUUGUGGUGAGUCAAAGUGGCUCCGUCAGGCUGGUCUUGUUGUGUUACUUCCAAAUGGUUAUGAUGGCCAAGGCCCGGAACAUUCAAGUGCGGGAUUAGAACGCUUUCUUCAGAUGGCUGAUGAUCAUCCUUAUAUUAUUCCUGAGAUGGAUCCUACUCUUCGAAAACAAAUUCAAGAAUGUAAUUGGCAGAUUGUGAAUGUUACAACUCCGGCAAAUUUUUUCCAUAUUUUACGGCGGCAGAUACAUAGAGAAUUCCGUAAACCUCUCAUUGUAUUGUCCCCUAAGAAUCUGCUUCGCAGUAAGACGCUGAAUAUCAGACGCUUAAUACUAUGUUCUGGAAAGGUUUACUACGAACUUGAUGAUCAACGAAUAAAGGUAGAUGCAAAAGAUGAUGCAAUAUGUAGAGUGGAACAACUUUGUCCUUUCCCUUGUGAUCUUGUUCAACGUGAGCUCAAACGGUAUCCAAUGCUAGACGCGGAAGUUGUUUGGUGUCAAGAAGAACCAAUGAACAUGGGUGGAUACACUUACGUUUUACCGCGGCUUAUAACUUCGAUGAAGUCAUUAGGUAGGGGAGGUUAUAAUGAUAUCAAAUAUGUCGGCCGUGCUCCGUCUGCAGCCACAGCUACUGGUUUCCUCAAGGUUCACUACAAGGAGCAGGCCGAGCUAGUUGAGAAAGCACUUCAAAGUGAACCAAUCAACUUCCCUUACUAA